AUGUCCGUGUCCACCCCCCAUCCCGAGCUGAGCCCCACAGGAGGAGCUCUUGUAAGCUGUGAAGUUGGUGAGAGUAUCAAAGUGGAAAACCAGCAUGACUACCAGGAUAUCACCAGUGUGGUGGCCAUGGCCAAAACCUACGCCACCACUGAGGCCUUCAUCGACUCCAAGUACGACAUCCGGGUCCAGAAAAUCGGGUCCAACUAUAAGGCGUACAUGAGAACGUCCAUCUCUGGAAACUGGAAAGCCAACACAGGCUCGGCCAUGUUGGAGCAGGUGGCCAUGACAGAGAGGUACAGGCUAUGGGUGGACAGCUGCUCAGAAAUGUUUGGUGGCCUGGACAUCUGUGCUGUCAAGGCCGUUCACAGCAAGGACGGCAGAGAUUACAUCAUUGAGGUCAUGGACAGCUCGAUGCCCCUGAUUGGAGAGCAUGUGGAAGAGGACAAACAGCUGAUGGCCGACCUUGUUGUCUCCAAAAUGAGCCAACUCCUGGUGCUGGGGAAUACCGUUCCCUCACCCCUGAGAGCUUGGGCUCCACAAACAAAACCUGCAAAAUCCCCAGGACAAGGGCAGCGAGGACCCCAAAUGGAACAGCCCCAGCCACGCCCACCUCCACAAGGUGACAGCUCUCCAAACCAGUCCCCAGCCCCAGAUCUAGAAGCCCCUCCCAACAGAGGCUCUCCCCACAAGGCCAGCAGCCCGGGAGCCCCCAGUCUGGAUCUCCACAACAGCAAAGGUCACCAGGCUCUCCACAGCUAUCCCGGGCAUCAGGUGACAGCUCUCCAAACCAGGUCUCCAAGCCAGGAACCAACCUCAGCUCCCAGCCCCGGCCCCCAGUGCAGGGCCGCAGCACUUCCCAGCAAGGUGAGGAGCCAAAGAAGCCAGCACCACCUCACCCCCAUCUCAACAAAUCCCAGUCCCUGACCAACAGCCUUGGCACAUCAGACGCUACCCAGCGCGGGGCCCCAAGUGAGGAUGAGGCCAAAGCCGAGACCAUCCGCAACCUGAGGAAGUCCUUCGCCAGCCUGUUCUCUGACUAGUUCUGUCCAGGCUGGAAGGCAGGAGGGUUUGAUGAUGCUCCCCGCCUCCUAUCUCCUCCUCCUUCUUCUCAUCCAUGGCUCCUGGCAGAGACGGAUGAAGGCCCUGACAACAUACUUCCUAAAUGCCUUGGACCCAGAAUCUCAUCCUUCACAAGCAUCCCAUUCUUUCCCGUGGCAUUCUGAUGCGGUCUGACUGAGCAGAGAGCUUUGAAGAGCCUCCAGGUUCCUCGAAGCAGGCUUUCCUGACAGACCUGACAUUGCUCCAUUUACCUGUGUGCUUGCUCCCCUGCGCCGCACCCCCACCCUGGCCCAUGCCAAGUGACAUGUCUGUGUGGCUGGUGUUCACAUUCUUGUUCAUGUUUUGCUUGCCUUUGGACA
Molecule: messenger RNA, 1418 nt
Organism: Castor canadensis (American beaver)
Lineage: Eukaryota; Metazoa; Chordata; Mammalia; Rodentia; Castoridae
Source: RefSeq, a predicted model, not a curated record